Molecule: messenger RNA, 1364 nt
Organism: Passer domesticus (house sparrow)
Lineage: Eukaryota; Metazoa; Chordata; Aves; Passeriformes; Passeridae
Product: trichohyalin-like
Exons: 9
Coding region: 1-1134 (377 amino acids)
Source: RefSeq, a predicted model, not a curated record
AUGCCUCAGGCCAUCAGGGUAGAGAUGUCACCUAACAUCAAGUCAGAGCCACAAGCAGAGCUGCCCGAAGCUCAGAGUGCCAUCAUGGCAGUGAAGAGGAGGAAGAAGGAAGACAUGAGAAGAAUUCAAGAGGAGAUUCAUCUCCACCAGCACAGGGGCGAUCAACAAAAACAUACCAUCAAGGAAGAUGUGCAGGCGGAGCUGCAGGAAUCUGAGGAUAGGAACAAGGAAAGGGUGAGGAGGCUGGAGGAAGAAAUGAAAAUCAUCAGAGAGAAACUUAACCGCUUCCCUUGGGCUCUGAAAAAGCAAGUGACAAAAGCAACAGCCAUCUCUCCCCUGACUCCCUCUGCUCCUGGAGAAGACGCCAAAAAGGAGCAAAAUGAGCAGGAUAACCACGACACUCCAGCCGUGGUUACAGCCCAGCCUGAUCAUCCCAAGAGAGUCCUUGUAGAGAAAGAGCAGGAGCAGAUUGCUUUAUCAGAGAUACCAUGCCAGGCUCAGGGAGAGCUGUUCCCAGCCCGAGAGCAGGAAGAGCAGCUCAGGCAGCAGGUGGAAGAGCCACAGCAGAAUGGCCAGAACAUUUACAAACAGAUGCCGGCAGAGCUGCAGGAAACUGAGGCUAGGAACAAGGCAAGGAAGAAGAGGCCAGAAGAAAUUCUUGAAAUCAUCAUAAAGAAAUUUAAACUCCUCCUUCAGGAGAAAAUGGCUCUAGAUGCGAAAGUGCAUGUGUUGACAUCCUACCUGGAAGCCUUUGAAGAGUUCCAGCAAAUGACAGGAGACCAAGAGACCCAAGACUGGAGUGAGGCCCAGGAACCAAACCAACCAGAGAUGCUGCAGGAUAAGCACAUCCCCAGGAUGGUGCAGGAAAAGACAAAUCAAGACCGGGAGAUCUGCAGUGGCCUUCUCACUGAAGCAGCUGCUUCAGCAGCAGCAGCAGCAGCACCAUCCCAAGGAGCCUUUGCUCUCCAGCUGGAGAAGUGGAGCUGGGGCACUUGGUUCACCUCCUGUGCUGACCCAGCUGCCGCUCAGCAACAGCGGAUCGAGGAUGACUCCCUGCAGCAAUGGAGGAGAAUGGUGAAGAUGGAAAAUCCCAUGAUGAAAUACACUAAUCUGGAAUAUAUUGGCAGGGGGUGAGUCCAAGCAAUGUUGAUUUUACAAAACUAUGCACCAGGUUUUUUGCUGGUGGAAUAGCUAUCAUGUGUGAAUUCAGACAAGCUACCAAUGUGUUCAGACACUGGGCAUAGAUUGUCAGUGCUGAUCAGAAUUUGUAAAUGUGGUCAGAAGGCAUUGUCAAAGACGUCUCCAUGUUUCCAGCAUCCUGCAGGUCUUAGGCAUUUACAGCUGAGAUCUCCUGUGUGGGCUGG